Electrophorus electricus (electric eel) is the source of this 1584-nucleotide messenger RNA. The record is from RefSeq and is a predicted model, not a curated record. NCBI's taxonomy places the organism in Eukaryota, Metazoa, Chordata, Actinopteri, Gymnotiformes, Gymnotidae.
AUGGAGUUAUUUGUCGUGUUCAUACUUUUCGGUUUGUUGAGCUUUGCGUUUGCGGGAAUUGAUGGGGUACAUUGGACCUAUUCAGGCAAGUAUUUAACGCUUUGAAUUUCUCUGGAUCAGAUCCACUGGGCAGAGGAGUACCCCGCGUGCGGCGGCCGCAAGCAGUCUCCGAUUGACAUCCAACGGCGCCACGUGCGCCACAACCCGAACAUGCUGGAGCUGGAGCUGACAGGUUAUGGAGAGAUGACAAACGGUAACUUCUUUAUGAUCAACAACGGACAUACUGUCCAAAUCAACCUGCCGCCCACUAUGAUGAUAACGAAGGGGCUGGCAGACCGAUACACCGCUGUUCAGAUGCACUUGCACUGGGGUGGAAUGAACCUGGAGGCCAGUGGUUCUGAGCACACUGUGGAUGGCAUCCGUUACAUAGCAGAACUUCAUGUGGUCCACUACAACUCUGACAAGUACAAGAACUUUGAUGAGGCCAAAGAUAAGCCGAAUGGUCUGGCAGUGUUGGCCUUUUUUUAUGAGUAUGGGCAUUUUGAGAACACAUACUACAGUGACUUCAUCAGUAACCUGAGAAAAGUCAGAUAUACAGGGCAGUCCAUGAACAUUUCUAGGCUGAACGUGCGCUCCAUGCUCCCGGAGAACCUUUCCCAUUUCUUUCGAUAUGACGGGUCCCUCACGACCCCGCCAUGCUUUGAGAGCACUGUCUGGACAGUGUUUGAUACUCCCAUCACCCUUUCCCAAAACCAGAUCAGGAUCCUGGAGAGUACCCUAAUGGAUAUGGAGAAUAAGACCCUGUGGAAUGACUACCGUAUAGCCCAGCCUCUCAACGAGCGUGUGGUGGAGUCCUCGUUCUUGCCACGCCGGGAUAAAGAUUCGGUUUGUAAGCAGGACAAGAUUGAAGAAACACUUUUGCAUAUAGAAAAACUGAUUACUUCUAUUGGAAAACAUAUACUCUCAGAACCACGAGCUAUAUUUCCACUGAUGCUACACUUCACUGCCAGCAAUGUUGAGAGUUAUGCUUUACUGAACCUGGCUCCCCACAUGAACCUGCACUCCUUCACGGCCUGCAUGAGCGUGCGUGUGAGUAACCGACCCGUGCACACGGUGCUGUCUUACUCCAGCUCAAGCAAUGAUAACGAGCUCACCAUCACCGUGGGCAAUGAAGUGGGCCUCUGGAUCGGAAAUGAAUUCAUCAACUUACCCCACAGCCUCCGGCCAAGCAGCUGGGCGCACUAUUGCGUGACCUGGGCCUCUCACACCGGAGGGGCCGAGCUGUGGGUGAAUGGCAUUGUGGGAAAAGAGCAAUACCUGCAGGCAGGGUACAAGAUUCAGACUGGCGGUAUCUUCAUUCUGGGGAAGGACCAGGACGGCUUCCUGGGAAUCUCAGAUUCGGAUGCAUUUGUGGGCCACAUGACAAAUGUGAACAUAUGGGAUUUUGUGCUGAGCUCUGAGGAAAUCCAGGAACAGAUGUCCUGUGAGAAACACCUGGUAAAAGGGAAUGUCCUGAACUGGGGCAUCACCCCCAUGAGUCUGUAUGGAGGGGUCCAACUGGACACUGAACAAAAGUGUUCCUGA